Rubroshorea leprosula is the source of this 457-nucleotide messenger RNA. Lineage: Eukaryota; Viridiplantae; Streptophyta; Magnoliopsida; Malvales; Dipterocarpaceae. The record is from the annotation of a GenBank genome assembly.
CUGCUUUCACCGAUGGCCGCCAAAAAAAAUAAAAACUUUCAUUCUGCCGACUUCUCCCAAAGGUAAAACUGCUACUGUGAUUUUUGGUGGUUAUGGCGUCGUGGUGGUUUUAGAGUCUUCUCAUAUAAGAAUGAAGUUAAAGAAGCUGAAAUGCUGCCUCGCCCUAGCUAAACAGCCUUCAACUUUUCUCCCGAUUAUGAAGGAAGAAUCACUGCAGAGGAUGUGUAAGGAAACAAUCACAGCAGAUAAGGAAAUCACAUCGGGAAACCAUAUCAAAACAAUCAAAGACUGAUCCAAGGAGUAAUAGCUGCAACGUUCAGAAUGUAGCAACGGUAGUAUUGCUUAUUUGCUCAGUACUAGCUACUAAUUUAGGAUCUAAAGAAUUACAUGUAAAUUUACAUAUACAUCAAAUCAUUGUACAGUAUUAUUCAAGGAAGAAUACAACCAAUUUCUGCUU